This is a messenger RNA of Alnus glutinosa, 480 nucleotides long. RefSeq names its product agamous-like MADS-box protein AGL62. Lineage: Eukaryota; Viridiplantae; Streptophyta; Magnoliopsida; Fagales; Betulaceae. The transcript has a single exon. The record is from RefSeq and is a predicted model, not a curated record. Gene Ontology annotation, biological process: regulation of transcription by RNA polymerase II. Bases 1 to 480 code for a protein of 159 amino acids. Gene Ontology annotation, molecular function: RNA polymerase II cis-regulatory region sequence-specific DNA binding; DNA-binding transcription factor activity, RNA polymerase II-specific; protein dimerization activity.
AUGGGUCGCCGUAAAAUUGAGAUCAAGAAAAUAGAGAACAAAGACUCCAUGUACUCCACCUUCACGAAGCGACGCAACGGUCUCUUUAGGAAGGCGAGGAAGCUUGCUGCCUUGAGUGGUGCCGACGUAGCUGCUAUUGUGUUCUCGCCGAAUAACAAGCUGUAUACAUACGGGCAACCAUCGGUGAACUCCGUGGUGGAUCGCUUUCUUGGGGAACAAGAACAACCCAUGCAUGGCCGAGAUAGUGGAGAUUUCUUGGGAGCGAAGCAAGAGCAAGAGCAAGAAAGGGCCGUGGCCGGAGGGAGGGAGAGUAGUGGGUUUUUGUCGUCAGACGAGCAGAUUCAUGAUUUGGAAUUGCAUGAACUUGAGCAGUGCAAGGGUUUCAUGGAAGAGUUGAUGAAAAAGGUCGCAGAUCGACUAGAUGAGACGGUGAUGAGGAGGGUUUGUUUGAAGGAUUUUCUGUGCAUGAAUUCGACAUAA